UAGAACAAUAUAUAAAUGUUUUACAGUGCAUUUCAAAGUGAAUCUGGAAUCGAGAAGAGAACAGGGAACAUCAUGUCCAAACUUUUAAUCACCAUCGCAACUGCUCUGCUUGCAAUCAUUGGAUCAACAACCGCCUACCAUUAUCCACCACCUUAUUAUUGCAAUGGCCAACCGUUCAACGUUUACAAUAGCAUUUGCUGCGGUGCACAAGUAACAUCUAUAACUGGUUUCAAAGAUCCUGCUUGUUGUGGAAAUGUAGCAUUUGACAGAGACGAAAAAUUAUGUUGCGGCGGUGCACUCGUUGCCAAAUCAGCCACAGCAACUGGUUGUUGCGGUGCGACAGCUAUAGAUUUAUCCCUUCAAGAAUGUUGUGCCGGUACAGCUAUUGCUAGACUGGCAAAGAUAUGUUGUGGUGGAACAGCAGCUACCAGAACUUCAAUAUAUCAAGUUUGUUGCGGGGCAACUGGAAUGGAUAAGACCAAGGAACUUUGCUGUAAUGGUGCUCCUAAAACAAUUGCAGAUACCUUUAAAACAGGAAAUAAUCUCACACCAAACACAUUUGCUUGUUGUGGAAAUGCAAUUUUCCGUCGAAGUACUAACUACUGUGCCUUCAAUCAAAUACAACAACGAGGGAAUUAUGCGCCAUGGUGGCCGUUGGUUACUCAUCAUCAUGUUUGGUAAUUGAUAUGAAAAAAU
Molecule: messenger RNA, 696 nt
Organism: Octopus sinensis (East Asian common octopus)
Lineage: Eukaryota; Metazoa; Mollusca; Cephalopoda; Octopoda; Octopodidae
Product: galaxin-like
Exons: 2
Coding region: 16-681 (221 amino acids)
Source: RefSeq, a predicted model, not a curated record